CCCUGGCCUGCGGCGAGGGCUUCAGAAGAUGCACUGGAGACUUGCAGCCUCUCUGGGGACAGUAAAUGGGAGAAAGGACAAAGUGGCUUCAGUUGCGUGGAGAAAAUAAUCAUCGCCACCCAAAGUCUCCUAAUGCUGAAACUAUUCCCCAGGAGGUUCUGGAGAGAGCAGUCACCCCUACUUCUUGUCGUCUUCUUUUGAGGGCUCUCAACUUCAGGCCGUAAAUCUACAGCUAUUGCCAGAGACCCUUCACAUUUGGUUCUUUUAUUCUCCCAGCAGCUACCUGAUAUGAGAUUGUUAUUAACCUAUUUAGUAAGUGAGGAAAUGGAGUGAGGACUGUUUGGUUACUUGCCCAAGGUCACAUGGGGGAAUGGGGAGCCAAGACAGCAAGUCUCUCACAGCCUAAUUCUGAGCUUUUCCAAAGGAUAAGUAGCCUUUCUGCUAGGAAAGCAAUAUUUGCUAUGGUAAUGCCCCUUUCUCCAAAUUCUUCAGGAAAUUAAUUCCUCAGAGAUGUGAUCUAAGGAGAAAAAUAAGGUUCCCUUUAUUAAUCGAGGAAGUUCCUGAGAUGCAGCUGAGUGUAUUACUUGUUGAAGUGCUCACAGUAUGUGGAGAGGUGGAGCUGUAAGGUCUACCCACUUGUUCUAACCAAACUCUAUUUGUUCAACUCCCCAGGCACAGAGUCCAACCUCAGGCAGCAGGUGCCAGGUACUUUCCCCUGACUCUUGGUGAAUGUGCAGUUGUUGAGCAGUAACACCUUGAAAUUCUAAAUUAAUGUCCUGUAGUAUCCUGACACUCUGAUAGGGGAUUCCUUUGUAGCUUGUACUCCCAAUUGGAGGUGAGUCCUCCAAAUAAGAGUUUAAAAUGCCUCUUCAGUCACUACAACAUGUAGCAGAAUGUGCAGCUGACAAGACCAGGUGCUUCAGUUAACAAAGCAGAGAACUGUAGCAUCACACAGCCAUUUCAUUAAAUCAGGUGGCCAGCAUUUUGAUGAGACAUAUUAGAGGAAAACAAAGAUUAUACACUGAACGACUGUAUAAAGUGUAAGAAUUCAGUAAUCAGGAAGUAAGAAUAGAAUAUUCCAAAGGAAAAAAAAACAGAAAAAAAUAUGAGGCAAGAGAAUUCCUAGGAUCUAGAUGAGUAGUAAAGUCUGACCAAGCCCUGUUCCAUUCCGUUCCAUGUUACAAAAAUUCCACCAGCUCUUUAGUAAUGAGGAACUAGAGAACUGUCCAGUGUAAAGGCAUAGGCUUGGCUUUGGGUCCAGAAAAUUUUGGAUUUAAAUCUUUCUUCCACCUUGACUCCUUACCAGCUCUGAGAAUUUGGGCAAGUUACUCACCCUAAAUGGAAUACCUUGGGCUGUUUUGGAAUCCAAAGUAGGCCUUCCUUUUCUAAGUACUGACAAGUAUUUACACUUCCCUCAGAACUGGUAUUCUCAUAUCCUGAAGAGUAGGAGAGGGGAAAGUCUGGAUCUGGAGACUCCUAAGAACUGUUUAAAGGUAACAUAUGAAAUCUCAUUCUGUCCUUAUAACUUAGGGGGAAUUGGAGAGAAGAGCUAUAGCCAUUUCCAUAGUACUGCCAAUCAUAAAGGCUGAAUAUUCAGUUUUUUAGAAUCUGAAUUCCUUUGGAGGCUACCCAAAUAGCAGAUGGUUAGAUAGGGGAAGGAAUUAGAAUAUUCUAAUCACAUGCCACGGCUAAGGAACAAACAGGAGUGCCCAUUAUCUUAAAACUGGCAGGAAGAGAGAUAUGUGUUUAUGUGUUCUCUACUUUUCCACUUCCUGCUUCCCCCUGGGCUCAUUUGUGUGUGGUCAUGGUAUCAUUUUGCUGUUACAUUAUAGGUGACUAACUUUACAUCAGGCCAUCCAGAGUUCCUCCAUUUACUCGUACCCCAAACUGGAGGUCCUGUUGACUUUAAUCUUUCACUCAUCAAUUCUCCUACCCUCUCCUGUUUUUGUUGUUGUACUUUGUUUUUGUUUGUUUGGUGUUUUCCUCCUCAGGUGCUCAAGAACACCCUAUGGAAGCAUCACAUGAAGAGGUGGUGAUUAAGGUCAUACAGCAGGAGUGGACAUGUUUGGAUUUCCAACAGCUACCCUGCUGGACUGUCAUGGAAGAUAUGCCCAGAAUGUAGCAUUUUUCAGUGAGUGAGUCAGUUGAUCGCUGGGAUGCCCUCAGCUCACCAUAUGAAGUGUCCCUGUUCUCAGCACUGGUUGGCAGGCUGAGGAAACAGAGGAGACAUUCCUUUGGUGGAGUUCACCGUUCCUGGGGGUUACCAGAAAAGACUGCAAGUUGAAGUUAGAAAUAACAGUAGAAACAGCAGAAAAACAAUCCUGAUAUGGAAAUAAACUUGAGAUGUGAUGACAGAAGCCCACCACAAAUAUGAUCAUGCUGAGGCCACAGGAUCCUCAAGCUGGGACUUCCAGAAUUCUUUCAGAAGAGAGAAGCUGGAACAAAAAUCCCCAGAUUUUAAGACACUACAGGAAGAUUCACCUGGAGUGAGACAGAGGGUCUAUGAGUGCCAGGAAUGUGGAAAAUCCUUCAGGCAAAAGGGUAGUCUAACGUUGCAUGAGAGAAUCCACACUGGUCAAAAGCCAUUUGAGUGUACCCACUGUGGAAAAAGCUUCAGGGCUAAAGGCAAUCUUGUUACACAUCAGCGAAUACACACAGGAGAGAAGCCUUAUCAGUGCAAGGAGUGUGGGAAAAGCUUCAGUCAACGAGGUAGUUUGGCUGUUCAUGAAAGACUCCACACUGGACAGAAACCCUACGAGUGUGCAAUUUGUCAGAGAAGUUUCAGGAAUCAGAGUAACCUUGCUGUUCAUAGAAGAGUUCACAGUGGUGAGAAGCCCUAUAGAUGUGAUCAGUGUGGAAAAGCCUUCAGUCAGAAAGGAAGCUUAAUUGUUCACAUCAGAGUCCACACAGGCCUGAAACCAUAUGCCUGCGUACAAUGCAGGAAGAGUUUCCAUACCAGGGGAAAUUGUAUCCUGCAUGGCAAAAUCCACACAGGAGAGACGCCAUAUCUAUGUAGCCAAUGUGGGAAAAGCUUCACUCAGAGAGGGAGUCUGGCUGUGCACCAGCGAAGCUGCUCACAAAGGCUCACCCUCUGACCACAUUCUUCAAAGGGAAUUCUCUUUAUGAAUUAAUAGUAUAAAAUCUUCUGAGAUCAAGCCACCUAUCCAAUUCUGUGCAGUGAAUGGAUACUCAUUCAGAAAGACCAUCACUGGGUAGGACAAAAUGACUUUUCUCCUUUCUUCCAAAUGAGUCUGAAAAAUAAAUGUCCUGUUUAUUAUCA
Molecule: messenger RNA, 3280 nt
Organism: Miniopterus natalensis
Lineage: Eukaryota; Metazoa; Chordata; Mammalia; Chiroptera; Miniopteridae
Source: RefSeq, a predicted model, not a curated record